AUGCUGAUUUCGUCAUCGAAAAGAUACGGAUUUCCUGCUUUGUUCUUCAGAGGCAUUACAUGUCGCAGCUAUUUUGGUCAACUGAGGUCUUCGGGAGGCGUUAAGGAUACCAUGGAUGAAAGCCAAAAAAUCAACGUCAACGUUGGUCCAGACGGUGGCCUGAUCAACUACAACGAGCCAUCCUGUACGACUUGCGCUCAACGAGGGGCACAGCCCAUUGGUGUACCAUUAGGGGUACCCAUGUCAAAGCCAGUCCCAAUGGGUGUGCCGGUCGCUCAGCCAGUGCCAGUCGCGCAGCCUGUUCCUGUUGGAGUCCCAAUCGGCCAGGUCGGCCCAGAAAUACCGCUACGCGAUUUGGAAGGGCCCGGACCCGUUAUUGCCAUCAGUAACUAA
Messenger RNA from Soboliphyme baturini, 393 nucleotides. The record is from the annotation of a GenBank genome assembly. Lineage: Eukaryota; Metazoa; Nematoda; Enoplea; Dioctophymatida; Soboliphymatidae.